UGACGUCACUGCCGUCAUGGCGCUUCCGGACUGGACGCUGUGUUUCUUCGGCGUUGCCUCGGUCUUCGGAGGAGUCUGCAUCUACCGCCUUCUGACCGGGGGCCGGAGGGGCUCAUUGAAAAGAGGGCUUCUGAGAGAACUGAUGGCUCGAACGGAGAGACCGCUGUUUUGGAUCGCGUACUCACUGUACACACGGACCAAGCUGGGCUACGUGUUUCACAAACGUCAGAUGAAGAAAGCACGGGAGAAAUACCCAGCAGGCCACUCCCGAGCACAACCCACCACCAUAAACGGCAUCAAGAUCAUCCCUGUGCCCAUUCUGUCAGACAACUACAGCUAUGUCAUUAUUGACACGGCAUCAAAUCUUGCUGCUGUGGUGGAUCCUGCUGAUCCUCAGUUUGUGCAGGCUUGCCUGGUAGAAGAAGGGGUGACAUUAGAAGCCAUUCUUUGCACACACAAACACUGGGACCACAGUGGAGGAAACAGAGCCCUCAGAAGGCUCCACAGCUCCUGUAGGGUGUAUGGAAACCUUAUGGACAACAUUCCUGGCCUCACACAUCCUUUAACAGACAAAGACACCAUAGAUGUUGGGACGCGUCUGCGCUUCAGGGCUUUUUACACCCCUGGCCAUACUGUGGGUCACAUGAUCUACCUCUUGGAUGGACGAGCGUUUGGGGGGCCCAGCAGCCUCUUUUCGGGAGACCUGGUUUUUCUCUCGGGAUGCGGGCGAAUGUUUGAAGGCUCUGCUUCAACAAUGCUGUCAUCUCUGGACACAGUCGGCUCACUGAACGACGACACGCUGCUCUGGCCCGGUCAUGAAUAUGCUGAAGAUAACCUGCUGUUCGCUGCAGAAGUGGAGCCUGGUAAUGUGGUACGAGAACAGAAGCUACAAUGGGUCCUGCAGCAGAGGGGCCAAAGACUGUGCACGAGCCCAUCUACACUGGCAGAAGAAAAGCAGUACAAUCCAUUCCUAAGGAGCCAUACUCAGGAUCUCCACCGAGCCUUAGGCCUGCAGCAGAACCAGGAUGAGGACUGGACCUCGUACAGAGCCCGAGUUUUAGAGGAGCUGCGCAGGCGAAAGGACAUUUAUAAAGGCCGCUAGCGCCCCACCUAGAAUUGGAGGGCGAAACUACUAAACCCAUUCCAACUGGCCCUGUUGUUUUCCUCACUCAGUGUUUGGACUGCUUCAUGAGGAGGGCAUUGAUGGAAAUGUAGACUGUGAAGUGAAACAUGAAGGUUACAGUUUGCACAAUUUUGAAACCUUUGGGCAUUAUUGAGAUGCUGUUGGCUGAAUUUGCUGCGGCGAGUUGUUUUUUUCCAGGAUUUCAAGACAAGGUUGAGUGAUUUGUAUCCCUGUGAUCAUACCGAAAGAUCUACAAAUUUAUAGAGAUAGAUUGUGUUGUGCACACCCUCCCCUGUUUGAAACACUUCACCUUUCUCUAGUUCUACGCAGAACAGCAGACCAUGUUUAUGUUCUCAAGGAUUCCAUGCAAACUUGUGCUGGCCAACAUUGUGGGUUGCUGUUCUGCACAGAGAUAAACCCAGCAAACAUGCCCCCACUGGCCCUCUGUGGACUGACUGCGGGCACUAUAGGUUUGGGCUAACCUGCACCCCUGUUCUGUACUUGUGGCCCACUGAGCUAUGGAUUUGGACCCACACAAAACCCUUUUGUAGUUAGGGCUGAGUAGUGCAGGGCCAACAUUGAGGGGUCAGUCAUAUGCCUCUGCAGGCAGCCCAUUGUGGGUCAUUACUUGAGCCCCAAGUCAUUGGUAGGAACCCCAGUCCUGGAGGGCUGGAUUCCUGCACAGUUUGGUGAUUUUUCCUACUCAAGCACACCUAAUUCAACUCUUCAGCUAUUUACCAGGUUUAGUUGGUGUGUUAGAGCUGGGAAAUCACCAAACUGAGCUGGACUCUCAGUUCCCCAUCCCUGCCCUAAGUGGACCCCCUACUAGGUCGCUUGAACCUUUGCCAACAUUGAGCCUCUGAUAGUGGUUUGAAUCAUGCACUUUUGAAUCUGAUAGUGGUUUGAAUCAUGCACUUUUCAGUAAUUAAGGUACUAAAAGCACUGUACAUUUGUCCUUUUGUGAAUAAUAAACCACUUUGUGAACCCA
Colossoma macropomum (tambaqui) is the source of this 2111-nucleotide messenger RNA. It is a transcript of the gene pnkd, whose product is annotated as PNKD metallo-beta-lactamase domain containing. NCBI's taxonomy places the organism in Eukaryota, Metazoa, Chordata, Actinopteri, Characiformes, Serrasalmidae. Gene Ontology annotation, cellular component: mitochondrion. Gene Ontology annotation, molecular function: hydroxyacylglutathione hydrolase activity. The record is from RefSeq and is a predicted model, not a curated record. The transcript is spliced from 9 exons. Bases 17 to 1102 code for a protein of 361 amino acids.